This is a messenger RNA of Pteropus alecto (black flying fox), 2007 nucleotides long. It is a transcript of the gene PLCZ1, whose product is annotated as phospholipase C zeta 1. NCBI's taxonomy places the organism in Eukaryota, Metazoa, Chordata, Mammalia, Chiroptera, Pteropodidae. The coding region runs from base 1 to 2007 and encodes 668 amino acids. The transcript has 13 exons. Gene Ontology annotation, cellular component: nucleus. The record is from RefSeq and is a predicted model, not a curated record. Gene Ontology annotation, molecular function: phosphatidylinositol-4,5-bisphosphate phospholipase C activity. Gene Ontology annotation, biological process: lipid metabolic process; positive regulation of cytosolic calcium ion concentration involved in egg activation; intracellular signal transduction.
AUGGCAUUGACUUAUGCCCAGGCUUUCAGAAUAGCUGCCCCAAACCUACUGGAAACAUGUUAUGCUGAAAGAAUUUCCUUAACUCCUUUUUUUGUGCUUCAUACGUGGUUUUUGUCGAUGAUUCGGGAUGACUUUAGAGGUGGAAAAAUUAAUCUAGAAAAAGCUUAUAAAUUACUUGAAAAAUUAAAUGUUCAAUGCAGUUAUAUUCAUGUGAAAUAUAUAUUUAAGGAUAAUGACAGGCUGAGGCAAGGAAGAAUCACCAUAGAAGAAUUUAGAUCAAUUUAUCGAAUUAUUGCACACAGAGAAGAAAUACUUGAGAUUUUCAACACGUAUUCUGAAAACCGGAAAGUUCUUUUUGAAAGAAAUCUGGUUGAUUUUUUGACACAAGAACAGUAUAUGCUUAACACGAGUAAAAAUUUUGCUUUUGAGAUCAUUGAAAAAUAUGAGCCUAUUAAAGAAGUUAAGGAAGCACGCCAGAUGUCACUAGAAGGUUUUAUAAGAUACCUGUGUUCAUCUGACUGUCAACUGUUUGAUAAUGACUAUGAAAAAGUUUAUCAAGAUAUGACUCAUCCAUUAAAUGAUUAUUUUAUUUCAAGUUCACAUAAUACAUAUUUGAUAUCUGACCAAUUAGUGGGACCAAGUGACAUUUGGGGAUAUGUAAGUGCCCUUGUGAAAGGAUGCCGUUGUCUGGAAAUUGAUUGCUGGGAUGGAUCACAAAAUGAACCUGUUGUAUACCACGGUUAUACACUCACCAGCAAGCUUCUGUUUAAAACUGUUAUACAAGCGAUACACAAAUAUGCAUUUAUAGCUUCUGAUUACCCACUGGUGCUCUCUUUGGAGAAUCACUGCUCCCCUCCCCAACAAGAAGUGAUGGCAGACAAUUUGCAGUUUAUUUUGGGAGAUGCCUUGCUUUCUGAUAUGCUUGAUGACUUUUCAGACCAACUACCUUCACCAGAGGCAUUAAAAUUCAAAAUACUAGUUAGAAACAAGAAAAUAGGAACCUUAGUGGAAACCCGUGAAAGGAGAAAUUCUGAUAAGCAUGGUCAGGUACAGGAAUAUGAAGAAUAUGAAGAGGCAGAAAAAGAAGAGGAAGAGGACAAAAUGAAAGAAUCAGGAGCAUUGACUUUUUUAAAAGACUAUUCAGAAAAGGAAACAGAGCCAAGAAAUUUAGUUAGAUUGCCACUUUUCAGGAAAAAGAGGGUAAAAGUGGCUCUGGCCCUAUCUGAUCUUGUCAUUUAUACUAAAGCUGAGAAGUUUAGAAGCUUUUACCAUUCAAAACUCUAUCAACAAUUUAAUGAAACUAAUUCUAUUGGAGAGUCAGAAGCUCGAAAACUUUCAAAACUUUCAGCCAAUGAUUUUAUUCUUCACACCAGAAAGUUCGUUACCAGAAUAUAUCCCAAAGCAACAAGAGCAGACUCUUCUAAUUUUAAUCCUCAAGAAUUUUGGAAUGUAGGUUGUCAAAUGGUGGCUUUAAAUUUCCAGACCCCUGGUCUGCCUAUGGAUCUUCAAAAUGGGAAAUUUUUGGAUAAUGGUAGUUCUGGAUAUAUUUUGAAACCACAAUUUCUAAGAGAUUAUGAAACAGAGUUUAAUCCAUAUGAAAUACCACAAACCAGUAAUCCAGUUACACUUACGAUAAGGCUCAUCAGCGGUGUCCAGUUGCCUCCCAGUAGUCAUUCAUCAUCUAACAAAGCUGACACAUUAGUGAUUAUAGAAAUUUUUGGUGUUCCAUAUGAUCAAAUGAAACAGCAGACCCGUGUAAUUAAAAGAAAUGCUUUUAGUCCAAGAUGGAAUGAAACAUUCACAUUUGUUAUUCAGGUGCCAGAAUUGGCAUUGAUACGUUUUGUUGUGGAAAAUCAAAAUUUUUUAACAGGAAAUGAAUUUCUUGGGCAAUAUACUUUACCAGUUCUAUGCAUGAGCAAAGGUUACCGCCAUGUUCCUCUGUUUUCCAAAUUUGGUCAGAGUCUUGAGCCUGCUUCACUGUUUACUUAUAUUUGGUAUGUCAGAUAG